UGCGCAGGCGCACAGUAAAUUACACACGUGUGGUGCAAGAGGUCCUUUUUGAUCAGGACAGUGCGAUAAAAAGACUGUUCCAAGAGCGCUGUUUUCAAUCGAGAGGUGCUACAAGAUGCAACUUUUCAUCCAAGGGCAGGAGCUCCGUACCUUCAACGUCACAGAAGAGACGACGUUUGAUCAUGUCAAGUCAGAGCUAGUUGGUUGUGAGGGCAUUCCAAUGGGGGACCAAGUCCUCUCCUAUGCUGGUGUUCCACUCGAGGGCGACUCUCUGGUGUGCGAUACAGUGCCAGAACUAGCCACUCUAAGCCUCUCUGUCAGGGUACUCGGAGGUAAGGUUCACGGCUCUCUUGCUCGUGCCGGAAAGGUCAGAGGACAGACACCAAAGGUGGAGGCACAAGAAAAGAAGAAGAAGAAGACGGGGCGAGCCAAGAGAAGGAUGCAGUACAACCGUCGCUUUGUCAACGUUGUGGCCACCUUCGGACGUCGCAAGGGACCCAACUCAAACGCACCUUGAACUGUUCAUGACUGACAAUUUGUUGUGUGUGUAUACUUUUUAGUUUAAUAUGAUGAUAUUGCACAACAGAGCUAACAAUGAAUGAAAUGUGUUGUAUUAAACUA
Molecule: messenger RNA, 621 nt
Organism: Halichondria panicea
Lineage: Eukaryota; Metazoa; Porifera; Demospongiae; Suberitida; Halichondriidae
Product: ubiquitin-like FUBI-ribosomal protein eS30 fusion protein
Exons: 3
Coding region: 116-517 (133 amino acids)
Biological process (GO): translation
Cellular component (GO): ribosome; cytosolic small ribosomal subunit
Molecular function (GO): protein binding; structural constituent of ribosome
Source: RefSeq, a predicted model, not a curated record